ACCAGCGUGCUUUGUUCUCACGAUUUGAGGAUUGGAUCCUAGCUUAACUGUGAUUUGGUGGUUUUGAAUAUUGUAUGCUCGCCACAGUGAAGUUCUUUCCCCGAUCAUAUGCCGCCACUACUUGGAGAAGCCAUGGGCGACCUCAGUGACGAUGACUAUGUGGCACGACUACUUGCGAGCGAGGCACGGGAGAACUCGUUGAAAUACUCAUCUCGGGGGUUGGAGGCAUAUAUGCCGCAGAGGCCGACAGGCAGUGCACCCAAGCCGAACACACGAUUUCUACGACACAUCAUCAAAGAAACCGACAGUCAUAAUGCAGCAUUAAAACGCAAGGAGGAGCGGGAAGCGCGGGAACGGAUGCGCCAGUUACGAGGCCAGAUGUCAGGGCGUAGAGAGAGGGAGCACUCUAAAGAGCCAGAGUCGAAACGAAGAGAGAGAAGAGAACCGAGAGAUCGCGAGGAUAAAGAUCGCUCACGUCGGAGAAGAGAAAGAAGUCGGUCGGCGUCGCCUGGUAGAGAUCGAUCACGGAGGCAUCGCCAAAGGCAGGAGACCACAGAUGAUACGGACGAUAGGCAAACUGUCUCCAGACGACGGCGGCGAGAGAGCCGAGAACCAGAUCGAAGACGCCCAUACUCUCGAUCACGUAGUCGCUCUCCUCGCCGUGAACGACGGUCGGAUACAACCAGCUCUCAGCAUCGACGGCAUAAGCGAUCUUCUCGUCGGUCUGCGACACCACGUCGAUCUCGCUCACGGUCACCGAGAACCAGAGAGGAAGAACGUCGAAAGUACAAAAGCGACAAGAGUACUACUAAACCGGGCUAUAGUUCGAGAGAAACUACGCCACGGAAGACGGGUGUAUUAGAUUCCACCCACAGGGACGACGACGCAGAAGACGAGUCAGAUCCUCUCGAGGAUCUCGUCGGCCCACUGCCACCGAGAAGAGACGGCCGCGACGAUGCGCCGAUACGAUCUCGGGGGCGUGGAGCGUAUAAGUCCGCCACGAGCAACAUUGACGCGCAUUUUGCGCCUGAUUACGAUCCCUCGCUAGACGUUCAAGUGGAAGACGACGGGUUAGCUGCUACGAACCAGUCUACCCGACGCCCUGUUGCUGGCUUAAUGACGAAGGAUGACGACUGGGAACUAGCUCUCGAGGCACUUCGUGACCGCGCCAAAUGGAGACAGAAGGGCGAGGAACGACUACGUGAUGCAGGUUUCCAUGACUCCAUCGUGGAACGGUGGAAGAGCAACGAGGCACCGGCGGGCGCUGAAGGCAGGCUCGAAGACGUCAAGUGGUCGAAGAGGGGCGAGAGUCGGGAAUGGGAUCGCGGAAAGGUCGUCGAUGAAGCAGGCGAUAUUGACGUGAAAGCGCCUUGGUAGGCCGAUACCGAUGUUAUAUAUGGCUAUAGUAGAUACUAUCUGCAAACACUGAUCUUGGCUUCAAUAUAUAUCCUGGUGGAAGCACAUUAAACUACAUAUAACUCGAGUGAAAAGUUCUAGCAUUGCAUCUC
Messenger RNA from Penicilliopsis zonata CBS 506.65, 1508 nucleotides. RefSeq lists its product as hypothetical. Bases 109 to 1377 code for a protein of 422 amino acids. Lineage: Eukaryota; Fungi; Ascomycota; Eurotiomycetes; Eurotiales; Aspergillaceae. The record is from RefSeq and is a predicted model, not a curated record. The transcript is spliced from 2 exons.